This is a messenger RNA of Clonostachys rhizophaga, 1779 nucleotides long. Lineage: Eukaryota; Fungi; Ascomycota; Sordariomycetes; Hypocreales; Bionectriaceae. The record is from the annotation of a GenBank genome assembly.
AUGGUUGCCGAUUCGAGCAGAAUUCCUUUCCAUCUAGAGUCUCCAAAGGAGGCAUCUAGGUCAGCUGCUAGGUAUCAUCCAGAGCAUAAACCAUGGAACCAAUACCGAGAUGUGAUUGUCGUGGGGCUUGGUAUUUCCGGUAUAUCAACAGCUGUGCUUCUCUCCCACAAGGUACCGAACGCAAAGAUUACAGCAUAUGAAAAGUUUUCCAAAGUGGGCGGAACGUGGGCGGCCAAUGUGUACCCCGGUGUUCGCUGCGAUGUUCCCUCACAUGUGUAUCAGCUUAGCUUUGAGCCCAACCCCAAUUGGUCUGAAUAUUAUCCCAAAGGCGCCGAGAUCCAACAGUAUUAUGGGCGAGUGCUUGAGAAGCAUGGCUUGACCGAAAGUGUCAAGAUAGAGCAUCAAGUCGUUCGCGCCACAUGGCUUAAAGACGCGUCGAAAUGGGCUGUUGAAGUCCGUGAACUUCAAUCUGGCAACGUAUUCGUGGAUACGGCAGAUUUCUUGAUCAAUGCUCAAGGGCGAAUCAGCGAUCCCAACUAUCCAGACAUCCCAGGACUGCGUGACAUAUACCAAGGCCCCGUCAUUCAUACUGCGAGAUGGCCUUCCCAGUUCGACAUUGCAGGAAAAAGAGUUGCUAUUAUUGGAAAUGGAGCAUCAGGGCAGCAGCUUCUUCCCAAUAUUGCCCCCGUGGUAGGAAAGAUCGAUCACUAUGUCAGGAAUAAAACCUGGGUUACACCGACAUUUGUCAGAGACUUGCAUCAAGCUACUGCAGAUGCCCCCGGUGGACCUGUUUAUUCUGAAGAGCAGCAGGCUCGCUUUAGAGAGGACCCUACCGUCCUUCUUGAGCACAGACGUGAACUUGAAAGCAAGUUUCACCACCCUCCUGGUGGCGACCGCCUUGGCAGUGAGAAAAAUAACGCCCUGAGAGAAAGGAUCAUCGAAGUUAUGCGAGAGAGGCUCGAUGGCGAUGAGGAGUGGCUGGAGAGAGUCCUUCCAGAUUAUGCUCCUGGAUGCAAGAGGCUAACACCUGCCCCUGGAUACCUCGAAACAGUCAAGAGUGACAAAGUUGAGUAUAUCACUGAGGGAAUCAAAUCUUUCACACCUACGGGAAUUCUUGCUGCAGAUGGCACCGAGCGCGAGGUGGAUAUCGUCAUUCUUGCUACUGGUUUCGAGCCCAGCUUCAACUCCCGGUUUCCUGUCAUUGGUACUGAUGGGACUGACCUCCGUGACAAAUGGUCAAUUGACGGUCCUAUUGGCUAUCCGGAAACCUACCUCGGAAUUAUGGCGCCUGGCUACCCGAAUUAUUUCUUCGUGCUCCAAGCGCAAGGGAAUGCUCGUGGCGGAAGUGUCCCACUCCAAACCGAGCUCUCAGCUACUUAUAUUGCCAGAGCCAUCCGCAAGGUGCAGUCGCAAUCUUAUUCGUCUCUGGACCCGAAAGAAGAUGCUGCUCAAGAGUUCAAUGACAUAUGCGCUGCCGCUUUCGAGAACAGCGUUUUGACUGACAAGUGUAUCUCGUGGUUCAAGCAAGGAAAGGGAGCGACUCGAGUCGUUAUUAGCUGGCCGGGAACUUUUCAUCAUCGCGCGCAGGCUUUGCGGGAGCCAAGGUGGGAAGAUUUUAACUUCGCUCGUAGACAUGGCGCGGAGAAGAAUAGAUUUGAGUAUUUUGGAGAUGGGUCGACUGUCUUUGAAAACAGUGGGAACCCCGAGGACUUGAUCCGAUAUGUCGUCGACUCUAAUAAAGUUGAUAUUGCUACAUUGCAUGAGACCUGGACUGAAUGA